AACUCAGUUUUAAUCUUGCAUGUGCACCUUUUCAGUCCCCGCAUCUGUAGCUAAAUUAAAACAGGCUUGUUGUGGACUUCUGAAAAGAGAUUUAAAUUUAGACUAACACACUGAACCUGUUGAUUAGUCUUAACUGGGAAUAGUGCCGCGCAAAUUUGUUCUCAUGAAAAAAAAAAAAAAAAAAAAAAAAAAAAAAAACAUGGCGAUAUUAUUUUUCGCAGCUUUUUUCCUAAUCAAAAUAUAGGUUAUUUUAGAUACAUGCAAGUCACGUGCAUGGGGACAUAGCAAGUUUUAUUUUUUCCUUUUUCUUGCAACAUCAAGCAGGCUUUUAGUUUUAUAUUACCGUAUCCAGCCAUAUCAUUUAUUUUACAUAAUGUGAUAUUUUAUUUAUUUUUUUCCAUCAAAUAUAAAACGUAAUUAACAAACAGAAUUUACAUACUGCUUACCUCGUUUUUCCCCAAGGCUAAUCCGUAUUCCAUAUAUUGUCAGUUAAGUGUUCAUGUCCUGUAAAAAAAAUCAUGGAUAAAAAGAUAAAUAGUUUACAUAAUUAAAAUGCAUACUUUAAUAUUUAAUAAAGCAGGCCAUUUGUAAAUAAAUAAGUAUUUUAUUACUAUAAUAUUAUUAUUAUUAUUAUUGGUAAAUAUUGCUUAUCUGGUAUAGCCUACCUUCUAAUAACUUUUUUCUUUUAAGCGCUAGUCCGUGACUCAAUAUAGGCCUACUUUAACAUAAAGCGAUGUUAAACACAGAUGAAAAGUGAUUGAUUGUCAUAGCCAGGAACCUGUAGGCCUACCUGUCAGUUGCGGAUGGGCUGGAUGAUCUGUGAAUUGUACAAAAUUGUUCUGCCGGAAGGCUACGCGUAAUUUAAGGAUAAUGAGACCAUUCGUCUACGCACACACCGCAAAUCUUGUCAAACAACCCUGAAACAUUAGCUAUUUAGGUUAGGCUAAGUUAAGGAAUAUAUUCUUUCACAUUACCUUGCUCGUUAAGAAUAAUGUUUUCAUUAUAACCAUAGUUUAAUUAUAAAAACAUACAGGGUAGAUUGUAUAUUUUCCCGAAUCGCGCGCGCAGUUCAAUUGGAAAACAUUCUGGCAUUUUGUAAAGACGACAGCGCACCUCAAAUGAUCUGUUUUUAAUGAUGUUUUAUGUCUUAUUAGGGUGCAUAAUUAUCAAAUGUAAUGAUGUAAUGACUAAUUUAGAAAGUCCAUAUAUUAAAUAAAUUCCAUCGCAUAGGCUAUAAUAGGACACAAUCAGUUAGACCAAUACAACAAUGGGGUAAAACAAAAGUUAAAUAAAUAAAUAAAUAAAUAAAUAAAUAAAUAAAUAAUAACAGCUUAAGGCCAUGUAGGUGGCCAGCUGCGAAAUCGUUAUAUUUUAGUAAAAAAAAAAAAAGAAAAAAUGCAAUUUCCGUUCCCUGUUCUGCGGGCGCACUUCGUGCCUCGUUAUUCUGUGACAUAUGUCGGGUCAACUGAUAAACACGAAUGGUUGUAAUUAUAGCUCCAUAAAACAGAAUUUUUCAUUAAAUGAUCAUUAUAGGGUUCGCUUUAGUUCACAUCCCAUGUGAUUUAAAUCUCAUUGCACAAUUCAAACACAGAUUACAGUGGAAAUAUAGAAUUGGGAGGAAACUCGAUAGGCCUGCAACGAUCAGUUAUCUUUUUUUUAUAUAUAGGAUGAUCUAAAUUUGAAUGAAAAGACCAACUAUUGCCAAACUGCAGGCAUACUUGACAGGAUGAUACAUUCUCUCGUGCAUCUUCUAAAACACAUGGUUAACCUUUAUUUUAAACGUUUAAUUAAGGAUAAAUGGGGUGAAACCCCCUUUGCUAAUUGUUCCACCCUAGGUUCAUCAUGGAAUGUUGUGCUUGGCAUAAGUGGAGAAUGGAAUCACGGACGGCGAUUUCAUGUGCAUCUGUUUUUCAACAUUGAGACGAAACCUGCAGGGAGAUUUCAUGAUUUCACUGCCAGGGCACAUAGCGUGGGAGAGAGCGAGAGAGAGAGAGAGAGUGAUCGGUCUCUCUUUUUUCCUUCUUUCUCUCCAUGUGCCGCACAAUGUAGCCUACUACAUGUGUUUUCCCAUUCAAACAUGUAUCCUUGCUUGGACCUAUUAGGCAUAUGUUAAAGCUGACAUGGGCGCUAUGAAUAUUCUUACGUAAACUUCAAAGCAGGGUGCUUGAAAGACUUCAUAAAGCGCGCGUAGACCAUGAUUCAAAGUCAGAAUUGUUAAACAGUCCAACUAUACCGAAUAGGCAAACAACAACAAACAAAGAACAUCAGGUUCAACACUUCUUUUUUUCCUCUUCUUCGAUGUUUCCUUAUUCUUCUUGUAACCUGCUUUGGUUGUGCAUCAGGUUCCCAGAGGUGUGUACGAUUAUGCUUGUGCUGAAGGAUGUUAGUGUUCAACAAGAGCAAUGUUUCCAUACCUUGCUCAUCUUUAAUUUUAUGUAUGAGGAUUAUCUGAAAUUAACCGGGAGGUAGCAGAGGUGUUACUGGCAGCUGCAAAACAGGUGUGUGUGUGCGCGCGCGUGCGUGCAAAGAAAGCAAGCUUUGGGCUUGUCUCUCCCGCAACGUUACGCAGACAUUUGGAAGAGGAAGAGCAAGAAAAUGCGCAUUGUUCCUGAUGUUGCUAUUCUUCUGAGGAAAACGAACAGACAGACAAUGAUUGAUUAAUUAAUGAUGGACAGGGACAGUAAUAAAUCACGCCAUUUUAAAUCAGUCAAUUUCAAGAACAUGGAUCCCACGCGUAGGUCUGUCUCGGGGAUCACUUGUCAAGGAUUCAGUACAACCUUGGCUGGCUGUCGUCCAUGAGAAAGAACGUUCAAAUGUGUUAAGCAGGCCAAAUCUUUCUCAUCUGUCCGACAUCAUACCCACGGGUUAAGAUUGAGGAACUUAAGAGCAGCAUUGCGCACGCGGGAACUGACAGGUAUCCAGCUCUCCUAAGAAUAGACCCGAGUUGUGCCAAAUGUGUGCAAAAUCAUAUUUCAGAGAGAGAAAAAAGGAAACUUUCUAUCACAUCCUAAAUCAUUGGCUCUUAUAUGGUGAUUUUAUUAUGUUUUUUAUUUCAUGAUGUAGCCUAAGCUAUAACGAAAAAAUCUAUUGUUGAUUUUGCCACAAAGCUUUUUAUUUAUUUAGCCUAUUUAUUUAUUUUUUAUUUGUCAGUCAUGUAUUCUUCUAGCUAUAUGGCAGCUUAAUUUGAUCUCUGUUCAAACUGUAAGAACUUGAGAGGAAUACGCAAAGUAGGCUAACUAGUUCUGGUCAAUUAGCUACAUUAGCAUGGUAUCUUUAUUUUAAUUUUAGCCUAGGCCUAAUAUAAAAUAGUAAACUACUUUCUCCUAUCCCACCUCAAGAUGCAGAACUAUGUAAGCAAUUCGGAUUUUCUCGAAAUUUAUAAACACUGUGUUUCCAUAUGAAAAUCGAAUGGAUUAAGGCUAAUUUCCAUUUAGCCUACUAAUUUAAGUGGACAAAAUGUUGACAAAACCUUGGUAAAGCAUGCAUUAGUUCAUUUUUAUAUGUAAAUAAGUAAACUGAACAAGAAGAUUAUACAUUUAUAAUAAAUUAUAUAUUUAUUAUAUAGCCUAUUUUUAUUAUAAAUAUAUUUUCUGUCAGAGGCUGUCUGAAGGACCCACUGACUUUCAGCGUCAAGCUUGUCAUCGGUUAUUCUUUCGGCUCAAACGUGGUUAAAAGACCGAUAAAUUCAGAGUAUAGGCCUAUAUUUCUGACUUCUUUUUUCAGUCCCACUAUUUUCGUGCUUGUGAGCACAUUUUUAUAUUAGCUUGAUGAAAUAUAUUUUUGGCAAACUAUUGUAAACAUAUUUGUUCUUAUCCCCCAGUCCAAGUAGGCUAUCAGUCAAGACUUGUGUCUGGUCUUGUUGGCUCGAGCACAGACAAAGCAGAUCCGAUCAUUUCUUUUUGACUCUGUGAUAACUUAUGAAUAAGUGCCCCCGCUCGUUUUCAAAGCUAACUUCUGGUGAACAGGAAAGGACACUUAGCAGCUCUCAUACUACGCUGGGUGUGAAUUUAUGGUAAGAGCUAGGCAAAUUGUGGAAACUGUACCCAGGGUAAUACGUGCUGCUAGAAUGAAGCCUAGCAACUGAACAAGUUUGAAUUUGUCCUCUAGAAAGGGGCUUACGAUUUCAAUAAACACAUCAAGUAAGUGUAAUGAGCUAUGUUUAAUCAGCUAGUGUUGCUACGAAGUCAGGGAGAAACGCAAAUCUUGCUAAGAGUGUAUCAAAGCCUCCCUGCUCGAGACCCGCGUCUCUCUGCCUCACCGACAGCCGUGAAUAUCUCCACACCCUCAUCACUUUCCCAACUUACAGUCUUACGCAUCGCCCUCAGAUACUUUGCCGCCUCUCCGAAACCGGAGAUUCAAUUAAUCAAGCGAUCAAUUAAUGCGGAAGGGGUUUUCACAGUGUUCUCAGUUUUCCCCUGGGGCACGUCGCAACAUGUGUGGAAUGAUCGCGAGCUGCACACCGGACCCUGGGAAUGCGCCACGGCGGGUAAGAACGUUGCACUGUCCUGCAGUUGGUCGCUCAUCAAAAACCUCGCGUUGUAGUGGUAGGAGCAAAAAUGCUUUAAAACCUUAUUAUUUAAAAUAAAAAUUAAAAAAGAAACCCAAAGAACAACAGAUAAGAAAGUGUGUGGUUUUAAUUCUCAGUGCGCUUUCUUUGACCUUCAUGUCCCUCAGGGGUCUUCAUAUUUCAGCCUAUGAGCUAAUUGAGCCAGUGACUCCUCUCGUGAAUCUCUCAGUGCUCCCCUCUCCUACCGGGACGUUUAUGCAUCCCUGCUGACUUCGCUGUCAAUGUCAAACGCUUGUUAGGACAUCAUCAAUCAUCAACACUUAAGAAUAUUUUCAGAACUUCGAGGGCAGGUGAUAGGCCUACCCUGAGAAAAGAGAGGGUGAGAAGAGCUGAGGGAACAGCAAAUGUUCAAAAUGUUCAUCUGUUAGAUUAAGAUGCACUUCUAACAGUUAACAACCGAUCAUUUGAGGCACAGACCGAACACCAAGGACUUUACAGUGCGUUUCAUUGGAAGCGAAGGGUGUUAACUCUCAAAUGCAACCCAUCUGCCGGCCUGUUUUAAACCCACAAGUUGUCAGGGCUCUAUAUCACUCUGUCUAAGGAUAAGUGAGCGCAUUGUUUCUCAUGUCUGUAGGCGAGAUUUUGCAACUUCUGGUGUAGAUUCUCAUCAAAUAAAUAAACAGACUCCAUCAUCAGGCCAAGAAGACAGAGAUUCAUUACCGAGGGCCUGCAGACAGGCGGUUACAGGCUUACGCUGUCUUGCCAAAGGAAGUGGCUCAAGACGAACAUGCAUUUCUCACAUUCAUUCUAUAAAUCUGCCACUCUAUUUUAUCUUCUAAUCUUAGUACAGAUCCCCUCAUUUCUCUGUCCUUCUCACUUUCUCUUCCUUUCUCUCAAUCUUUUUCUUUGUCCCACACACAGAGUGAGAGAGAAUUUCUUUAGCCAUCUUGCCUCAAAUUAAUUAUUUGGAAUUUAUAGUCAGGGCUCAGGGGUACCGACUGGGGUGACAAUCAAAUGUUGCACUGUGUCCUGGAAUAGAUGAGGACCCUAAAGUGACGUAUUAACACUAGACUGCAUAAAGGGGGUCAAACUGACCCAAUCGGAUGCAAUUUACGGAAUCUUUGUUUUCAAUAAAAUCAUUGAAUUCCUUUUAAUAAUCUAUGCAUUCCUCAUAUAACUUGUAUGUGAUUACCACAGUUCUUUUUAAAGGGGUUCAUAAAAAAAUGCAUGCAUUUCCUGAGGAAUUUUGACCAUGGUGUUUUAUUUUGUCAAAAUAAUAAUUAUAUAGCCUAUAUAUUUUUGGUAGAAAAACACUCUUUUUUUUUGCCAAUAUUAAUAAUUAAUUAGUAUAUUUUGGUUUGUGAUGAUGUCCAUUUCAUAUUUUCAUGUUUCAUGACAGUUCUACAUUUCAAUGUAUGUAAGGGUCAAUGUACCACAUCUAAUGUGUUAUAAUUAUCAUUUUCCAUCUUUACCAAAAACAUUUUCAUACAUGUACUCCCAGCCAUAGUUUGAACACACUAGUAUUUAAGUUUCUCUCUAUCUAAGGGUACUUUUACAUGACAACGAUGUACUUAAAAACUGAAAAGUUUUUCCUUUGCGUUUUUGAAAAGUAUUGCAUACAGACGACAACAUUGUCAAAACAAUCCCUGUUCUCACGGAUCACCGGAAACUACUAAAAACGCUGUAUUAUGCAUGUCUGGCCAGUAGUUGGCGAUGUCAGAAUUAGAAUUAUCUGACGAUGUUAGAAUUUGUAAAUAAUGCGUCUCUGCUGCUCAUUGUGAUGCAGUAAAUAAACACUUUGCUGGAGAAGCAUUAAUAAACUCAGUAGCUUGAGCAGCAAAAACAAAAUCCUGUAGUCUGUGUUGAGGCAAGUUGGAGCUAAACUCUGCAGGACAGUGGCCCUCCAGGACCGAGUUUGAACACCCCUGCUAUAGACUGAACACAUAAUACACAUGCGGAUGAUGUCACCAUUUUCACAAAUUCGCGUUUUUGUAGUUUUGAAGGAGACGAUAAUGGAAUCGUUUUCAAAAACUUGCACUUUGAAACCCAUUUUCAAAAGUUUGCAUUUUCAAGUUUCUAAAACGCUGUUGUCGUGUAAAUGAAUGGCAAAAACGCAAAUGCAUUUUUAGUUGAAAAUGGUGCCGUGUAAACAGCCCCUAAAAGACCACAACAUGUAGGUCUGUCCAAACUUUUGAAUGCCAUUAGCAAAAGAGGAAGUGGUGUAAAAUUGGUCCAUGCUGAAAAUAGUUUUUUGUGAGAUGUGCUGGCCCCGUCUGCAAGGAUGAUGGUUAAAUAAUCUACAAAAGAUGCCAGACAUUAAAACCCAUGUUCAGUGUUAGGGAAAAUUAAUGCAUUACAAUAUUGCAUUACUCCCUAAAAAAGUAACUAAUUGCAUUAGUUACUUUUUAUGAAAAGUAAUGUGUUACAUUACUUUUGUGUUACUUUUUCUCAUCUGGGCUGGGCUUGCUUGUUUGUUUUUUAAUAACAACAAAUAAAGGUUCUAUUUUUGGCAAAUGUUAAGGCCCUUUCACACCAAAAGUGAAAAUGAAUAAGCCUCAGGCUGAAGGAAAUGCAUAUUUACACCUGUACAGUAGAGGGCGCAACUCAAACAAACCUUUCAGCUGUGCUGCCAUUCUGGAUUAAAGAAGAACAGGAUACAGGAGAUGGAAGUUCAACACUCUUAUUUCUAAAUCUAAUCUAAAGUUAUUUUUGCUUAUUAGUAUGGUUGAAUUAGAUCAUUGAAGGUCAGCAGCAAAGAUGUUGGUUAAUAAAGUGAGAUUAAAUACAUAAAGUAUAUUUGUGUAAUUUAAUAUAGUUCAUUAUUACAGGUUUGCGUCAAAUUCUGAGAUUGCAUUUCACUGUUUUUUAUUUUAUUUUGAGGAAUACUGAAUGUUUUCAUGCAAGUGAGAUGAGUAAAUGCAUGUUCACAUUUAGUCUAGAACUAGAAUAACCAUUAUGUUCACACAGUGCAACAACUUUGCACUUUAUUUCUCUCAACAUGGGGACAGGAGAGCUGUCAGUCAAUAAAUGUGAAAAAGUAACUUGCGUUACUUAUUUGAAAAAGUAACUUAGAUAUUUUGUUGUAAAUUGAAAAAGUAAUGUGUUACUUUACUAGUUACUUGAAAAAGUAAUCUGAUUACAUAACCACUGAUUCCAAUGUGGUUCUCUGUUCAUGUGUUCAAGGGUAAAAAUCAAUCCUUUGUUUUUCUUUUAAGUCAAUUUAGUCCUUUCUAUACUGCUUCUUCCUAUCUCCACUAUUAAUUCCCCAUCUGCAUUGGGCAGGUUUAGAUUAAAAGAGUGGAAAGCCAUAAAUAUGAUAAAUGAGAAAGGGUUGGAGCAGCUGCUCCACAUGCUCUAUGUCAUCUCUUGCAAUCUCUCUAUGUUUAUACACUCGAUCACCCCGUUCCUUCUUUACAGGGUUGAAAAUGUCAAGAUGAAUAUAUGCUGAAAAGCAUUAAGUUAAGGCACAAUGACACAGACCAGAUAAAGAGAGGCCUCCUGCUGACAAAUAGAUCUGUGAUUGGCUGGAUUAUGUGUGUAAAAUGGUCGAUUUAGAACCCAGAAUGAGUGUGGUGAUCUGGGAUGUUUUUAAUUGUGGCACAUUUGGUGUGGUCUGAGAAAAUCCAUAUCGCUUCACUCAAAUGUCAUGUAAAUCCAUCAGUAUCCUGAUCUCUUAUAAAUUUUUUCAUCUUUCUUCUUCUCCUUCCCUACUGUUACAGGCUUGAUGACAUCAUGUCCAGAUAUUACUCCCCUCCUUUCCAGACACUCUCCUUCCUCCCUCUUUUCCUCUUCACCCUCUUCCCUCUCUCCCAUCUUUCUCCUCUACUUUCUCAAUCUCCUCUCAGCUGGACCUCUCCUCAUGACCCCUGCUACCACCUGGAUGGGCGUCCACGCCACUGCCUAUCUGAAUUCAUCAAUACGGCCUACGGGAUGCCUGUGUCGAUGGAGGACCUCCAGCAAGGACCCAAGACAAACAUCAGCACUUUAACAGACCUUCAUAACCCCCACAAUCUGACGUGCUGGACGGCUGCCGAAGGCUCGGGUGGUGUUGAUUGGACUUUGACAGUUCCCCUGGGCAGACGCUUUGAAGUCACUUACAUUAGUCUUCAGUUUUGUCAACAGGUGGAGUCGAUGGAGUCCUACUCCAUAUCCAUCUUGAAGUCAAUGGACUUUGGCCGGAGCUGGCGCCCUCUACAGUUUUAUUCAAGCGACUGCAUGGGCGAAUUCGGCCGUCCUGCACAGUCUAUCGCUCUGACAAAGCACCAGGAGACGGAGCCGCUGUGUUCAGAUCCCAGACCACUGCAGAAGCAUCGCGGAAAUGUUGUGCUGGCCUUCUCGACUUUGGAUGGACGUCCUUCCUCACCAGAUUUUGACUAUAGUCCAGGGCUUCAAGACUGGGUGACUGCAACAGACAUAAAGAUAGUAUUUCAUCAAUCGUUGGACAAAAUGAAAAAAAGAGAAGAGAAACUGAAUGAAGUGGGAAGCACAUUUAGAUGGAGAGAAAGGGAAGACAAAGUUCUGAGGUUUGGCGAGAAAAACACUGGCAUUAAAACAUGGGGAAAUAGUCGAGAAAAACAGACUUCAACACAGAGAAUUAGGAAUAAAAGCACUGUGCAGCAAAGUGGCCACAAUGUAACCCAAAAGGAGAUGGGAUCUCAAGGUAGAGUGGGAAGGGGCCGUAAGAAGGACAGUUACAAGCCAUGCCAGGAUGGCACAUGUGAUUGGUCCCUAAAUAUCCCACAGCAGGGCUCCAAGGGGCGAGAGUUGAGGAGAAGGAGAAACAAUAGAGGGAGGGGGAAGUCCCAUUCUAAAUCGAGAAAAAAAGCCUCACACCACCUCGUCCCAUCAUCUCUUUAUGCCCCACCGAAACCCCCUCUUGCCCUUUCCGACCUACAGGUCGGAGGCAGGUGCAAGUGCAAUGGCCAUGCCUCUCGCUGUCGUCGUGACAACCAAGGCCGUGCCGUGUGUCAAUGUGAGCAUCACACAUCUGGGCCAGACUGUGACGUAUGUGAGCAAUUUUUUUAUGAUCGUCCAUGGCAAAGGGCCACACCCAGCCAACCACACCCGUGCGUCCCAUGUGAAUGUAAUGGUCACUCUACUAAGUGUAGGUUCAGUAUGGCCGUGUAUCAGCAGUCUGGUCGAGUCAGUGGAGGCAUUUGUUUGAAGUGCCGGCACCACACAACGGGACGCCACUGCCAGUUCUGCCAGAAUGGAUACACGCGCGACCACAGCAAACCACUCAGCCACCGCAAGGCCUGCCAACCAUGCCAGUGCCACCCCAUGGGUGCAGUGGGCCAUUGGUGUAACCAGUCCACAGGGCAGUGUUUGUGUAGAGAAGGAGUCACAGGACAGAGGUGUAACCGCUGUGCCCCUGGUUACAAGCAAGGUCACUCCCCCCUCCGGCCAUGUAUCCGUAUUCAGGAGGUUGCACCGCCCACCCCAGUUUACCAGCCUCAGUACAGCAUUGGUGACGAGUGUCUUUCUUACUGUCCACCUUCCCAAGCAAGAGUCAAAAUGAAUUUAGAGACAUACUGUCUCAAGGACUAUGUGCUGAAGGUGCAGGUAAAAGGUAAGGAACGCUCUGGUCCCUGGUGGCAGUUUUCCAUAUUGGUGCAGUCAGUUUUUCGCAUGGGCUCUUCGCACGUAAAGCGAGGCAUUCAGGCCCUCUGGGUUCCAGAUCGGGAUCUGAGCUGCGGCUGCCCUGCGCUUCAGAUGGGCCGCACCUUCCUCCUGAUCGGUGCAGAGGAAAGCGGCCGAAGUUGGGCCCCCGAAGAGAGGCGAUUAGUCGCAGACCGCACCACAAUGGCCUUGCAGUGGAGGGAACACUGGAGCCCAAAACUAAGAGGCUUCCGCGGGCAGGACACCCGAGGAAAGUGCCCACAGGGAAACACCACUGCGCAGAAACACUCUUACCCAAACUCAUACGAGGAAUACACACCCCCACAUCUUGACAAACUGCAGUCUGAGCCACACAGACCACAUAAACAUACACACACAGCACACAAGCAUCAUUUAACCACACAAUCUGGAGGAUCAGACCUCACGCACACACACAAACAAGGAGGGACUCAGAACGUACAUGGAAAAUACACAGUAACGCACCUUGAGGAGCACCGUAACGCUGAAAACGUCACGCCACCCUCCCUUCAGGAAACACAGCAUGUGUUGCAGCACAGCCAGGAUCCUCUCUCAGGUACUUCAAAGACAAGUCAGGCCAACAAACACGAGCGGUACCACCCGACAGCGUGUCCAACGUGGUCACCUGGGCCAACUGUCUGACACAGUGAGAUAUUAUGAGCAGGAAUAUACAAAAGGAAGUUAAGAAAUGCCUGGAGUGGGCUUUGACAAAUGCAUGGUGAGGGAUGUUUCGUUUGUCUCUAAUCUAGGCUGUUUCUUAUACAGAGCCACUCAGUCCAAUGAAUAUUCACAAGCUUUGCUGUGAGUAUCUCAGUAUUUUUGUAUUUUGUCCUACAUACUCAUUAUAUUACAGAGCUAUUUGUAUUUUUGUCAAAUGAAUGCAGGUAUUUUUCAUGCUCUUUUUCAUAUCACAUGCUCUGAGAAACACAUUUUGCACCUCCAGUCAGGAAAAGACGAGUCUAAUCCAACUAUUAAAAGACUGAAAAUCACCAUGUUUUACUCACUGGAGAUGUUACUUAAAUACCAUCCCGUUCAAUCCAGUGUUGUGCUAAAAUACAGUUAUUAUGUCUGACAGACAAACAUGUAAGACUUUUUGAACUGUAAGAGGCACGUUGUUUUCAAAUCAGCAGCUGACAAAUCUUAUCCAAUCUGGUCUCGAUCAUUGACAGACAUGUUAAGUGUGGCUAAACAGUAGAAUGUAAAAUAUGUCAGUGCAGAUUAUGUGCCCACAGUAAUUAAAAUUAUUUUUUUUUUGUAUUUUUUUGUGGCUAGAGUGUGUGUGCGUGUAUAUAUAUAUAUAUAUACACGCAUACACAUACUAUACAACAGAUCUUUAAUAUGGUGCCUUUUUAAGUCUUAUUACUUGUGAAUAUUUUAAACUAUCAUACAAUAUGUAAAUGUUAAAAAUAUUUGUGCAACAAAUGUGACAACUUUUUUCUGUUUAACUUAACGCUCUACCUCAUAAUAAAUAUUAUUAACAAGA
Ctenopharyngodon idella (grass carp) is the source of this 11627-nucleotide messenger RNA. RefSeq names its product netrin 5 (gene ntn5). The coding region runs from base 8240 to 10786 and encodes 848 amino acids. The transcript has 6 exons. The record is from RefSeq and is a predicted model, not a curated record. NCBI's taxonomy places the organism in Eukaryota, Metazoa, Chordata, Actinopteri, Cypriniformes, Xenocyprididae. Gene Ontology annotation, molecular function: protein binding.